UCCAAUCAGACUGACCACACGAGAUCUCUCUCACACACUCACACAGGAUAUUCCAAGAUGAAAAGUGCCCUGUUCGUCGUGGUGGCUCUCUGCCUAGGCACCUGCAAGCUGGCUGAGGCAAAAGCCCUAGGUGAUGAGAAGAGUCUACUCAAGGAUGGGGUGCAUGUUGAGCGUCGCUACGCUGAAUCCACCAUCGCAAGUGACAUCAGCAAAAUCAUGGACUCCAUGGUGCAGAAGAACUUUGUCAACUUCCUUCUCAAUCAAAGGGAGAAAAAGAGCGAGCCCCUUAUGGAUCCAGAGGAUGAGGAGACUUAUGAUUUGGACUUCCUGAAAAAGCAGCUCAGUUCAUGGGUGCACAGCAAGGGGAUCCGAACUGGUGCUCAGUGACCUGUUAUCAGAGAGCCACAUCAAGAAAACUCAGAAGAAGGACCCGUUCAUGGAGAAAAUGUUGACCCUACAGCCUACUGCAAUGGACAGGAUAGAGAGAUGACACCCAGUUCAGCAUGUUAUGACGAAUGACCCCUUGACCUCUCAUGUCAGUCAAAAUGAUCUAUUUACUUAUGGAAAAAGCAAUCAUCUUGUUAAUAAAUUAAAGGUGUUUUGAUAAU
This is a messenger RNA of Engraulis encrasicolus (European anchovy), 608 nucleotides long. RefSeq names its product gastric inhibitory polypeptide (gene gip). The transcript has 5 exons. The record is from RefSeq and is a predicted model, not a curated record. The coding region runs from base 58 to 387 and encodes 109 amino acids. Lineage: Eukaryota; Metazoa; Chordata; Actinopteri; Clupeiformes; Engraulidae. Gene Ontology annotation, cellular component: extracellular region. Gene Ontology annotation, molecular function: glucagon receptor binding; hormone activity. Gene Ontology annotation, biological process: regulation of fatty acid biosynthetic process; response to starvation; response to glucose.